UCUCUUAUUUUUCUCUCACUCUCUCACUUCCACCAGGGGUUUUUCUCUCUCUACCUCCCUCUCCCUGACGCUCCUCUCAACCCCAACUGUGCCUCCAGCACAGCUAUUGCUCCGCCUCGCCAGUUUUGACAAGAGCGGGCUUGGUCUGUCGGAUUACCCUGAAACCCACAAAUCUCUUUCCCCACUACCGCCCACACUCUGCUCUGAAAUCUUCUAAAAGCAGUAGAUGGUGUCAAUCAACUGCUUGUUGUUUGUCUCCGUUGAAGUCCGACUGUUCUUGGAGUGGUUCUUGAGCACGCUACUCCGGCUAUUCCAGCCAACUAUUUCCCUAAGGAAAAUGGUGUUAAUCUCCAGAAAGAUUUUCCCAGCAUGUGAGAGCAUGUGUGUUUGUUGUCCUGCUUUGAGAUCAAGCUCUCGACAACCUGUUAAGCGAUACAAAAAACUGCUUGCAGAGAUCUUUCCUGAGUCUCUUGAUGGCCCUCCAAAUGAAAGAAAAAUUGUUAUGUUAAUAUGCUGCAAAAAACCCGGUUCGGACCCCUAAGGUAUGGUCUCUAAAUUUGUUGUUCUACUUGUGUGUCUCCCAGUAAAAGUGACUUUCAUUGAAAUUAGUGAGCCCAGUGCUGAAUAUUUUUGGUACUUUUUUU
Messenger RNA from Quercus lobata, 644 nucleotides. RefSeq lists its product as uncharacterized. NCBI's taxonomy places the organism in Eukaryota, Viridiplantae, Streptophyta, Magnoliopsida, Fagales, Fagaceae. The record is from RefSeq and is a predicted model, not a curated record. The transcript has 3 exons. Bases 227 to 541 code for a protein of 104 amino acids.